CGCCGCCUUCCCGCUCGGGCCGCGGGCCGGUGACGGGCCGGGGCUGCAUGGCCUCGCCCGCGCGCCGCCGCUGAGCCGCGGGCCAGAGCCGGAGUCGGAGCCGGAGCCGAAUCUCCUCACCGCUGCUCUGGGACACGCCUCUGUUGGAUUUAAUUUACAGUCAUCAGCCACAGCUUUCAGCGAUGGACUCGCAGACGGUUGAUGAUGAAGCGAUGGCGGCGUGAAUGAAGGCCCAGUGAGGAGAAACGAUGCCCAAGGGUGGGUGUUCUAGAACCCCACAGCAGGAAGAGCGUUCCCUGAGCAGCGACAUGGUGGAGAAGCAGCCCGGGAAAAAGUGGAGCCUGUGUCGAGUGAGGACACCCUUCUCACAGUGACCUGGGCGGUGGUGUCAGGACGACUCAGGCCAUUUCUGCAGUUGAGAAGGACAAAGAUAAAGUUUCUCUAACCAAGACCCCAAAGCUGGACCGCAGUGAUGGUGGGAAGGAGGUGAGAGAGCGCGCACCCAAGAGGAAGCUGCCCUUCACCGUGGGGGCCAAUGGAGAGCAGAAGGACUCGGACACAGAUGCCUCCAGCUCAGUCCACGCCGUGGUACUGCAAGGCUGGUUCGCUCCUCGAAGCGCCAUGGCAUGAGAUGGAGGCUCCUAGAAGCAAGAAGAAAGAGAAGCAGGGUCCUGAGCGGAAGCGGAUCAGGAAGGAGCCCGUCACCCGCAAGGCCGGGCUGCUCUUCGGCAUGGGGCUGUCUGGGAUCCGUGCAGGCUACCCUCUCUCUGAGCGCCAGCAGGUGGCUCUGCUCAUGCAGAUGACGGCCGAGGAAUCCGCCAACAGCCCAGUGGACAUGACACCAAAGCACCCCUCUCAGUCAACAGUGUGUCAGAAGGGGACGCCCAACUCUGCCUCAAAAACCAAAGAUAAAGUGAACAAGAGGAACGAGCGUGGGGAGACCCGCCUGCACCGGGCAGCCAUCCGGGGGGAUGCCCGGCGCAUCAAGGAGCUUAUCAGCGAGGGGGCAGACGUCAACGUCAAGGACUUUGCGGGCUGGACGGCACUGCAUGAGGCCUGUAACCGGGGCUACUAUGAUGUCGCGAAGCAGCUGCUGGCUGCGGGCGCAGAGGUGAACACCAAGGGCCUGGAUGAUGACACACCCUUGCACGAUGCUGCCAACAACGGGCACUACAAGGUGGUGAAGCUGCUGCUCCGGUAUGGAGGGAACCCUCAGCAGAGCAACAGGAAGGGCGAGACACCGCUGAAGGUGGCCAGCUCCCCGACCAUGGUGAACCUGCUUCUGGGCAAGGGUACCUACACGUCUAGCGAGGAGAGCUCAGCUGAGAGCUCCGAGGAGGAGGAGGAAGACGCCCCGUCGUUCGCACCUUCCAGCUCAGUUGAUGGCAAUAACACAGACUCAGAGUUUGAGAAGGGCCUAAAGCACAAGGCCAAGAAUCCAGAGCCGCAGAAAACCGUGACCCCGGUCAAGGACGAGUAUGAGUUUGACGAGGAUGACGAGCAGGACAGAACCCCCCCAGUGGACGACAAACACUUACUGAAAAAGGACUACAGAAGAGAAGCCAAGUCAAAUAGUUUUAUUUCUAUACCCAAAAUGGAAGUGAAAAGCUACACGAAAAACAGCACGAUUGCACCAAAGAAGGCGUCUCAUCGCAUCCUGUCGGACACGUCUGACGAGGAGGACGUCGGCGUCGCCGUGGGGGCGGGGGAGAAGCUGAGACUCUCAGCCCACACCAUGCUGCCCGGCAACAAGACCCGGGAGCCUUCGAACUGCAAGCAGCAGAAGGAAAGAAAUAAAGUGAAAAAGAAGCGAAAGAAAGAAAUAAAGGGCAAAGAAGUGCGGUUUGGGAAGAGGGGCGACACGUUCUGCUCGUCCGAGUCUGAGAGCGAGUCCUCGGAAAGUGGUGAGGAUGGCGGGGACUCGGUGGGCAGCCCAGGCUGCCUCAAGGAGUCCCCACUGGUGCUGAAGGACCCCGCCCUGUUCAGCUCCCUGUCCGCCUCCUCCACCUCAUCCCACGGCAGCUCCACCGCCCAGAAGCAUAAUACCGGCCAUGCAGACCCACACGCCAAGCAUUGGCGGACAGACAAUUGGAAAACCAUUUCCUCUCCUGCCUGGUCCGAGGUCAGCUCCUUAUCAGACUCCACCAGGACAAGACUGAGCAGUGAGUCUGAUGGCUCCUCUGAAGGCUCCAGCGUGGAGUCACUGAAACCAGUCAGGAAGAGACAGGAGCACAAAAAGAGGGCUGGCCUGCAGGGCACGCUACCCGACAGGAAGAACUCCUUCCACCCGAGCGGGGAUGGUGCCAUCCCCAAGCUGGACAAGGAGGGCAAAGUCAUCAAGAAACACAAGACUAAACAUAAACACAAAAGCAAGGAGAAGGGGUUGUGCUCUGUCAGCCAGGAACUGAAGCUGAAGAGCUUUACCUACGAGUACGAGGACUCGAAGCAGAGGGCGGACAAGGCCAUCCUCCUGGACGACGUGCCCGCUGAGAACAAGCUGAAGGGCCUGAAGCAUGAGAGAGACCACUGCAAGAAAGAGGAGAAGCUCAGCAAGAUGAAGUCAGAAGAAAAAGACUGGCUCUUUAAGGACGAGAUGAUCAAGGUCUCCAGAGAGGAGAAGUCGCUGAAGAGAAUCAGGGACCUGAACAAGGACGGGGGCAGGGCCUUCCGGGAGGAGAAGGACCGUUCAAACAAGGCCGAGAAGGAGAGGCUGCUGAAGGAAAAGUCUCCUAAAGAGGAGAAGCUGCGGCUCUACAAAGAGGAAAGAAAGAAGAAGUCCAAAGACAGGCCCUCAAAGUUAGAGAAAAAGAAUGACUUUAAGGAUGAAAAAAUUCCCAAAGAGAAGGAGAAGAUCUUCAAGGAGGAUAAAGAAAAACUCAGAAAAGAAAAAGGGUAUCGGGAGGACUCUGCUUUUGACGAGUACUGUAACAAAAGUCAGUUUCUGGAAAACGAAGACACCAAGUUCAGUCUCUCUGACGACCAGCAGGAUCGCUGGUUCUCGGAUCUGUCAGAUUCCUCCUUCGAUUUCAAAGGGGAAGACAGCUGGGACUCCCCAGUGACAGACUACAGGGACAUGAAGAGCGACUCUGUGGCCAGGCUGAUCCUGGAGACGGUGAAGGAGGACAGCAAGGAGAAGAGGCGGGAGAGCAAGGCCCGGGAGAAGCGCGGGGACAGGGACUUUUUCUCUCGGAAAAAGGACAGGGAUGGCCUGGAGCGGCGGCGAGAGCACGUGGCCGACAGGCACAGGGCCGUCCCCAGUUUCCUCUGCGAGAAGGACAAACGGCGGCGCGAGUCCACAGAGGGCAGCCGGGACCGGAAGGAGCCCCCUGAGGCUGCUAAGGAGCGGAGAGACGGGCGCGUGAAGCCCGAGGAGGUGCACAGGGAGGACCUGAAGGAGUAUGGCUGUGACUUUGGGAAGAGCCUGGAGCCCUGGGAGAGGCACCACCCGGGGAGAGAGAAGGAGAAGAGGGAGAAGCUGAAGCUGGAGAAGCACAAGGAGAAGUCCAGCGACAAGGACAAAAGUGAAAAACUCAUCCUUGAGAAAUGUCCGAGGGACAGAGAGUUUGAUAAGUGUUUUAAAGAGAAAAAGGAUGCCAAGGAAAAGCAUAAAGACGUGCACAGCAAAGACAAGGAGAGGAAGGCAUCCCUUGACCAAGGCAGAGACAAACGGGAGAAGGCCUUCCCUGGAAUCCUCUCCGAGGACUUCUCUGAAAAAAAAGACGAGAAAAAGGGCAAAGAGAAAAGCUGGUAUAUUGCAGAUAUCUUCACAGAUGAAAGUGAAGAUGAAAAAGAUGACUACACAGCGAGCGGAUUCAAAGUCGGGGAGGCGAGUGAAGGGCGGGGGGAUGGCCCCCCCGAGAGAGAGGACGGGCGGGAGGUGCACCCCCCUGACCGGCACCGGAAGCACUCAGCCGACAGGCAAGCCCAUGCUGAGAAGCAGAAGGACAAAGAGAUGAGGGAGAAGAAGAAGGAGAAGGGGGCCGCGGACGGGGGGAAGGACAGGAGGGAGAAGACCUUUGAGAAGCACAAGGAGAAGAGGGACAGGAGGGACCGCACGUCUGUGGACGCCGUGCAGGACAAGAGGAGCAAGCAGAAGCUACCUGAGAAGGGGGAGAAGAGGCCCCCUGCGGAGGAUAAGGCCAAGGCCAGGCACCGGGAGAGGCCGGACCGUGAGCAGGGCCGCGAGAGGAGGGCCAGCAAGGGCGCUGAGGCAGAGAGGAGCCUGCUGGAGCGGCUGGAGGAGGCGGCCCUGCAGGACUUCCGCGAGGACUCCCACGACAAGGCCAGCGAGGCGUCCUCCGACGGCUUCCCCGACCGCGGCCAGGACCCCAGCCUCAGCGCCCUCCUGGACGUGUCCUUCCCGGAGCCCCCAGAGGAGCGGGUGCGGGAGAGGGAGCGGCACCGGCACGCCUCGUCCUCCUCCAAGAAGAGCCACGAUCGAGAGCGGGGCAGGAAGGACAAGCUCGAGAAGAAGGACAAGAGCGACGACUGCAAGGACGCCGGCGGCCGGAAGGACGCCGGCCAGUACGAGAAGGAGCUCCUGGACAGCGACGCUUACGGUGCCUCCUGCGGCUCCAAGGCUGACGCAGAGGAUGAGCUGGACAAAGCCCUCGAGCUGUUUUCUGCUGAAAAGAAGGAGAAAAAUGAUCCUGAACGAGAGCCUCCUAAGAAGGUGGAGAAGGAGCUGCGGCCUUUCGGCUCCAGCGCCCUCAACCUCCUGAAGGAGAAGCGGCGGCGGGAGAAGCACCGCGAGCGGUGGCGAGAGGACAAGGAGCGGCACCGGCACCAUCGUGAGGAGCCCAAGCCCCCGGCCAGGGACACCGCCCCCAGCGCCUUCCGAGACAAGGCCAAGGACGAGGGUGGGAAGCUCGGCGAGGCCAGGCUGAAGGAGAAGACCAAGGAGAAUCCCGAGAAGGAGAAGGGAGACCCUGCGAAGCUCAGCAACGGAAAUGACAAGCUGCUCCCGGCCAGAGACCCGGGCAAGAAAGACGUGCGGCCCCGGGAGAAGCUUCUGGGCGACGGGGACCUGAUGAUGACCAGCUUCGAGCGGAUGCUGUCCCAGAAGGACCUAGAGAUUGAGGAGCGGCACAAGCGGCACAAGGAGAGGAUGAGGCAGAUGGAGAAGCUGCGGCACCGCUCCGGGGACCCCAAGCUCAAGGAGAAGGCGCGGCCCGCAGAGGACGCACGCAAGAAGAGUCUGGAUGGCCCGCCCAAGAAGCCACCUGGGCCCGACCUCACCCCAAAGGACAGAAAACCAAAGGAGUCCGUUCCUCCUGCCCCCGCCACUGAGAACAAGCCCCACCCGGGACUAGGAGUGGACCCCCGGGACUGGCUGGCAGGACCCCACAUGAAAGAGGUCUUGCCUGCGUCCCCCAGGCCUGACCAUGGCCGGCCCACUGGGGUCCCCACCCCCGCCUCGGUGGUGUCCUGCCCCAGCUACGAGGAGGCCAUGCACACGCCCCGGACCCCGUCUUGCAGCGCUGAUGACUACCCCGACCUCAUGUUCGACUGCACGGACCCCCAGCCGAUGUCCAGCACCUCUGCCAGCGCCUGCUCACCCUCUUUCUUUGACAGGUUCUCUGUGGCCACAAGUGGGAUUUCAGAGACCCCAGGCCAGACAUCAACGAGGCCACUGUGCACAAACCUUUACCGCUCGGUCUCCGUGGACGUCAGGAGGACCCCCGAGGAGGAGUUUGGCCUCGGGGACAAGCUGUUCAGACAGCAGAGUGUCCCCGCUGCUCCCAGCUACAGUUCACCAGGACAGCACCCCGAGGACAAGGCCCCUGGCCCUCCAGCACCCGCGGAGAAGUUCGCCUGCCUGUCUCCAGGGUAUUACUCCCCGGACUAUGGCAUGCCCUCCCCCAAAGUCGACGCCUUGCACUGCCCGCCUGCGGCCACAGUCAACCUCACCCCCUCCCCAGAGGGCGCCUUUGCUGGUUUACAAGCCAAGUCCCCCGCUUCACACAGAGAUGAGCUUUUGGCCCCGUCCAUGGAGGGGGCCCUCCCCCCUGACCUUGGCAUCCCCCUGGAUGCCACGGAGGACCAGCAGGCCACUGCAGCCAUCAUUCCCCCGGAGCCCAGCUUCCUGGAGCCCCUGGACGAGGGCCCCUUCAGCACGGUCAUCACGGAGGAACCAGUCGAAUGGGCGCACCCUGCUGCUGCAGAGCAGGGCCUGCCCCCCGCCCUUAUUGGGGGCACUCCUGGUGACACGGCCAGCUGGCCUGUGGGGUCGGACCUCCUCCUGAAGUCCCCACAGAGGUUCCCAGAGUCCCCGAAACAGUUCUGCCCUGCCGAGUCACUCCAUCCCGAGCCCCCUUACCCGGCAUCCCCCGUCUCAUACCCUCUGCCGGUCCCCGAGCCGGGACUGGAAGCUAAGGACAAGGCCGAGGGAACAGUCCCAGCCACCGUCUCUGCUUCUGAGGAGUCGGCCCCGUUCGCCCCUCCCUCCCGGCUGGAGUCCUUCUUCAGUAACUGCAAGUCCCUUCCUGAUGCGCCUCCUGAUGCGCCCCCAGAGCCUGCGUGUGUGACAGCCGUGGCUCAGGUGGAGGCACUGGGGCCCCUGGAGAAUAAUUUCCUGGAAGGUGGUCACAACCUGUCGGCACUCGGCCCGGUGGAGCCGGUGCCCUGGUCCGGUGCCUUCCCCGCUGCCGAGGACGACCUCGACCUGGGGCCUUUCUCACUGCCAGAGCUCCCUCUCCAGACCAAGGAUGUUCCCGACGUGGAAGCAGAGCCUGUGGAAGAGAGUCCUCUCGUUCCUCCAGAGAACACCCCCUUGGGGGCCCCUGUGCUCCCAGGCAGUGGGGAGGCUGCUGGGGCAGCUGCUGACCAACAGCUGGUGUCGCCUCCUGAUCAGGCAGCCACCCGGCUCCCCACCGAAGCCGUGCCGGAGCCCCCAGAGGAGCCAAAGCCAGCAGCGCUGCCUGAGGCCACGGCAGAGGGAGGGUCCGGGCCAGAGGGGAGAGCCCCUGAGGACUCCCACCCUGGCUCAGGGCUCACACCAGCCCUCUCAGAGCAGCGUCCACCAGGGAGUGGAGAUGAGGAGCCCGAGGGCCAAGAUCCCUCGGCCUCGCCCCACAGCACCCUUGAUGCCCCUGUGGAUGGCUCGGCUCAGGCCCACAUGGCAGAUGGGGCCAGCCCUCAGGACAGUGCCGGGCCCGAGGGGACCCCGGACAGCGUCCAGCCUGAAUCCACCGAACCAGAACCUAAACCGAUGGCUGAGGCCCCGAAGGCACCCAAAGUAGAGGAGAUCCCUCAGCGCAUGACCAGGACCCGUGCCCAGAUGCUGGCUAACCAGCACAAGCAGAGCUCACCACCCACUGAAAAGGAGCCCACGCCCACGCCCACGCCCACCCCCAGGGCCAAGGGUCGCGGCUCUGAGGACGACGACCCCCAGGCCCAGCACCCACGCAAACGCCGAUUCCAGCGCUCCAGCCAGCAGCUGGCCCAGCAGAUGCACACAUCCACGCGGCAAACACGCGAGGUGAUCCAGCAGACGCUGGCCGCCAUCGUGGACGCCAUCAAGCUGGACGCCAUUGAGCCUUACCACAGCGACAGGUCCAACCCAUACUUCGAGUAUCUGCAGAUCCGGAAGAAGAUUGAGGAGAAGCGCAAAAUCCUGUGCUACAUCAGCCCGCAGGCGCCGCAGUGCUACGCCGAGUACGUCACCUACACCGGCUCCUACCUCCUGGAUGGCAAGCCACUCAGCAAGCUGCACAUCCCUGUGAUCGCGCCCCCACCCUCGCUGGCGGAGCCCCUGAAGGAGCUGUUCAAGCAGCAGGAGGCCGUGCGGGGGAAGCUCCGCCUGCAGCACAGCAUCGAGCGGGAGAAGCUGAUCGUCUCUUGCGAGCAGGAGAUACUGCGGGUCCACUGCCGGGCAGCGAGGACCAUCGCGAACCAGGCGGUGCCGUUCAGCGCCUGCACCAUGCUGCUGGACUCAGAGGUGUACAACAUGCCGCUGGAGAGCCAGGGUGAUGAGAACAAGUCAGUGCGGGACAGGUUCAACGCCCGCCAGUUUAUAUCCUGGUUGCAGGACGUGGACGACAAGUACGACCGCAUGAAGACGUGUCUCCUGAUGCGGCAGCAGCACGAGGCGGCGGCUCUCAACGCCGUGCAGAGGAUGGAGUGGCAGCUGAAAGUCCAGGAGCUGGACCCCGCCGGGCACAAGUCACUGUGCGUGAACGAGGUGCCGUCCUUCUACGUGCCCAUGGUCGACGUCAACGACGACUUUGUGCUCCUGCCGGCCUGAUGCACAGGGACAGCUGCACAGGACACAGGCGAGCCCCCCUGACGUCUGCUGCCGAGUCCAGGCGGCGGGAGGAGACCAUGUCCCCAGUGGGGACGCCUAGGGAGAAACCGCACUGGGUCCCUGGUGCGCCUCCUUCCCACCAGCCCCUGCGGGAGGACGCAGAGCCGGGGGCACAGGCACAGGCGCGGUGGCCUCGGGCUCUUCUCUGGCGGCUACGCAGGCAUCUCAGGAGCUGCAGGAUGGAGAACAGUCUUUAAAUUCCUGGUUCCAUUUUUGAUCAACUCAAGAGAAUAAAACUAAGGCGUCUACCCCUCAGCAACAGCGGUCUCUGGUCAGAGGGCGGGGAGAGCACCGGGCCAGCUGCUGUCCUGUCACCACGAAGCUGCCGAUGGCUCGGGCCUCAGACCGGGGCCAGGACGCUGGGCCGGGUGAGGGCCUGGCUGCGCCGCCCGCCCGCCCGCCCGCCUCACAGGGACACGGAGGCAGGACACUCAGUUGUGUUUUUAAUGGAGUCAAAUCCACGUGGUUUGUAUAUUUUUUCCUUUAAUCUUGGGCAUUUUGUUUCUCUUUCUGAGAACAUAACUUGAAACACUACAGAGCCAAUAAUCAUAUAAAAAGUGUACCCGUAAACGCUGUACAGUUUUAUACACGUUCACAAUGUACUUUUGCUGCCUUCUAGAUAAUUUAUUUUGCAACACAUUACUGCACAGUUGUAAAUAACUUAUGUACUGUAACAUCACUUCAGUUAUGUGUAAAGAAAUAAAUAAAUUAAUUACAUGCU
Molecule: messenger RNA, 9026 nt
Organism: Budorcas taxicolor (takin)
Lineage: Eukaryota; Metazoa; Chordata; Mammalia; Artiodactyla; Bovidae
Gene: ANKRD11
Product: ankyrin repeat domain containing 11
Exons: 15
Coding region: 536-8245 (2569 amino acids)
Biological process (GO): anatomical structure morphogenesis
Cellular component (GO): nucleus
Molecular function (GO): protein binding
Source: RefSeq, a predicted model, not a curated record